This is a messenger RNA of Lactuca saligna, 928 nucleotides long. Lineage: Eukaryota; Viridiplantae; Streptophyta; Magnoliopsida; Asterales; Asteraceae. The record is from the annotation of a GenBank genome assembly.
AUGAAGAAGUGUUUAGAUAAGGAGACAGAUGCUCCCCUUCAUUUCAAAUCUUCCCUCCAAGAUCCCUCUAGUUGUCUGUAUACAUGCAAAGCUGAAGAGGAUGACUGUUGUAAGUGGAUAGGAAUCAUGUGCAACAACAAAACAGGUCAUGUCAGAGAGCUUGAUAUGAGCUUAUGUGGCCUUGAAGGUGAAGGUAGCGGGGAACGUUGGAAAUCGAGAUUAGGGAGCCAUAUGAAUCGCCCACUGCCCACACUGCAACUUGCGAGUUCAUUGAAGAUUUGAAGAAGGCUGAAAUCGGUUAUUAGAUUCAAGGACAAGGACACCACUCACCAGGCUGCAUCAGUUCAACAUAUUUCACAAAAAAAUCAGGUGUAUUCUUUUCUUAAACUAGUUUUUACUUUAUUGUCAUUUUUCAAUUAUAAAAUGUUUUCUAAAAAACACUUAUCCGGUAGUGAAAAACGAAAAAAGCGAAAAAAAAUUUAGGCUUCUUUACAAAAAGAAAAAGGUUCUAUGGUUAAAUUUUUAAAACCAAUGAAUUCCAAUGAAAAUGUUGCUAGUGUUAAUGAAGAAAACAUUAAUUUAAAUGAACAUGAGAAUAAUGAAGAAAAUAUUAAUUUGAAUGGACAAUAUAAAAACAAAGAUGAAAAUGUUGCUAGUUUGAAUGAAGAAAAUAUUAUUUUAGAUGAACAUGAUACUAAUACAAAUGAACAAAAUACUAAUUUAAAUGAAUCUAUUGAUAUUUUUGAACCUAGAAAUUGGGAUACUCUUGAUAUUAAAUCAAGAGAUAUUCUAAUUGAAAAAGGGCCAAUAAGAGAAAUGAAUCUUGUGUUUUAUACUAGAAAGUUAAAUAAUGGUUAAAUAAUAGUUUAUCACGUGAUCGAAAAUGGUUAGUAUACUAUAAAAAUUUAGAUAAAGUUUUUUGUUUUUG